AUGGUCACUUCCUUCCCCAAGAAUGUGCCGCGUUAUGGUAUGGGGCAAACCGCCCCCAUGAUCAUUCGCAGCCCAGGAGAGGUACACGUUAAGCAUAUCAAGGACACUCAGCCGCUCGAAGAGAGGCUGGCAAAGUUCCCUGGGCCGCUGCGUGGAAAGUCAAAGAAGAAGGAAACAAUCGCUUGGUUGAGCUCAGGCAUUGACACAUUGGAAAAGGAACUACCUGAAGUUUCUUUCCAACCUCAGCUUUCUCACGAGCAUAAGCGUGCGAUUGAGCGAUUGCUGCUCUGGAAGAUUUUGAGGGUUUUUGUCGAGCAUGACGGCGUCUUGGAAGGCACCACCGCCGUGGAUAAGGCUGUGCGAGAUGUUUUGGCCCCUGGCCUCGAUGCCAACGCCAACGAGGGUACGCUUGGCUAUGGUGCUGGUCUCGGCGCCGACGCUCUCCAAGAAUCAUCUUCAACUCAGAUGAAAGCGGAGGUGGUGGACUCGUCUACCAUGGAUCAAAUCCGGAAGCAUCUCCUGGCUGGCGAUCGCGAAAAAGCGGUAUGGGAAGCAGCUGACAAGAGGCUUUGGGGCCAUGCCAUGUUGAUUUCCAACACUGUAUCCCCAGAUCUCUACAAGCAAGUGGCCCAGGAAUUCGUCAGAAAAGAGGUCAACUACCCCGGACACGCCAACGAGUCUAUUGCUGCGCUUUACAAGGUUCUCUCGGGUAACUUUGACGACUGUGUUGACGAGCUAGUUCCAGCUCACGCUCGGGCUGGAUUCCAGCUUGUCAAUACGACCUCGGCCAGCGGUUCGACCAAGGAUGCCACCGAGGGACUCGACAAGUGGCGAGAGACUUUGGGAUUAGUCCUGAGCAACCGUAGUACUGACGACAUUCGUGCCUUGAAUGCACUCGGCAACUUGUUGUCUUCCUAUGGACGAGCUGAAGCCGCACAUAUCUGCUUCUUGUUUGCCAGGAAGGCCACAGUCUUUGGAGGCCUUGAUGACCCUGCUUCGAACUUCGUCCUCGUUGGCGCUGAUCACAAGACUCAAGGAGAGCAAUUUGCCAAGGAGACGGAGGCUCUACUGCUGAGUGAGGUCUACGAGUACGGUCUGUCACUCGCGGGAGGCCCUACCUUGACUGUCGGUGUGCCGCACUUGGCUGCGUACAAGCUUCAGCACGCAAUGACUCUGGCUGAAUAUGGGCUUCGAGACAAGGCCUUGCAAUAUUGCGAGGCAAUCGCCAGCUCCAUCAACGCCCAGACCAAGAGGUCGAACUACCACCACCCGAUCCUGGAGACUGCUGUAGAGAACUUGCGAACGAGGCUCAGGCAGGCUCCCAAGGAAGAAUCAUCGUCCUGGAUUUCCAAGCCUAGCAUGAACAAGGUUUCAGAUACAGUUUGGAGCCGAUUUAAUAAGUUUGUUGCUGGCGACGAAAACGACGGCUCUGCUGCUGGCGCAUCUGGCGAGGGCGGUGCUGAAUCUGGACCAUUUGCCCGGCUGGCAGGAGGCACUCCUACCAUCAGCAGAUCACCUUCUGUAUCAAACUUCGAGCCUAUGUACGGAACUGGUGCCACCAGCCUCCCAGUCGGAUCUCCUCCUGCUGCGGUUCCCAUCCCUGCUACGAGAGCCGCCUCUCGAUACGCGCCAGGACCGUCCCAAACACCUCUAUCAAGCUCCUACGAACCCGGCGCUGGUUACACACCAGGCCCGGCUUCGGUCGGCCGCUCAUCCAACGAAUAUUCCCGCAGUCCCUAUGAGCCACGAACGUCGAUGGACUCCCAACUCGGGUACUCCAAUGGCGGAUACAUGCCUCAGAAUGCGUCAGCGCCAUCUCAAGGUUAUACUCCACCUAUGUAUGGCGGUGGCCAAGACACAGCUGCUUCCGCCCAGUUAUUGUCAGGAGCCGUUCAGAACUCUCCUAUGCAGUCGCCAACCAAGCCUGCAUACCAGGGAUAUGAGCCGUAUGGUAGCCAGGCCACCACCGUCCCGUCUGUGGAGGUUCAGAGCCAGGAGGCGGCGGAGGACAGUCAGCAGCCAGACAACAACCUGGCCAGCUCAGGCUACCAGCCGCCAUCUUACGGAUACGAGCCUCCGUCAAUGUCAAACGAUAAGCCUCAAUCACAAUCUGCAGAGCCCACUGAGGGCGGUGGGUACGAACCGCCUACGUUCCAGCCGUACGGCUACGAGCCUCCUUCGUACAAUCCUGAGCCCGAACAGGAUGAUGAGGGAGAGUCAAGGCCGAAGCCCAAGAGUUUCAUGGAUGACGACGACGACGAUGAUAUCCCCGCUCUCAAGGCACUUAAGCCCCAAGAGAAGGGGAAGUCUGAGAAGGACAAGGAGAACGAAGAAAUGUUCAAGAAGGCGGCAGAAGAAGACGCCAAGCGAGCGGCAGCACAGCAACAGUCCAAGAAGGGAUGGGGCUUCGGCAGCUGGUUCGGAGGCAAGAAGGAAGCUAGUCCGGAUCCCCAGCAGCAGGGCAACAAGCCCGUCAAGGCCAAUCUUGGUGAAUCCAGCAGCUUCGUGUACGACCCUGACCUGAAGCGCUGGGUGAACAAGAAGGGAGGGGCCGAAGCGACACAGGCAAAGACGGCAACACCACCGCCGCCAAAGGGCGCUUCAAGAUCCAACACGGGAACACCACCUCCGCCACGCACUAUGACCCCUCCCAUGGGCCGCGCAAGUGCCCCCCCUGGAGGGCCGCCUGGUCCGGCACUCGCCCACGCUGCGUCCAACGAAAGUCUGGGGGUGCCACCAGGACCACGACCGCCGAGCAUGAUGCGUUCCGUAUCGAAUAACAGUGUUGGAGGACCUCCCAGCGCUCCUCCCAGCCGACCGGCAACAAGUAUGAGCAAUGCCAGCAGCAUCGACGACUUGAUUAGCGCGGCUGGUCCCCGAAAGCCGGGUGCGAAGAAGGCGAAGAAGGGCGGGCGGUACGUGGACGUUAUGGCCAAGUAA
Colletotrichum fioriniae is the source of this 2940-nucleotide messenger RNA. The record is from RefSeq and is a predicted model, not a curated record. NCBI's taxonomy places the organism in Eukaryota, Fungi, Ascomycota, Sordariomycetes, Glomerellales, Glomerellaceae.